AUGACCCAAACAUUCAAAAUCCUCAUUCUACCCGGCGAUGGCAUCGGCCCAGAAGUAAUGACCGAAGCCGUAAAGGUCCUCAAAGCUUUCGAAACACCGCAACGCAAGUUCGAACUACGCCAGGAACUGAUAGGAGGCUGCAGCAUAGACGCCCACGGCAAACCGGUAACAGACGAUGUCAAGCAAGCAGCACUAAACUCAGACGCAGUCCUAUUUGCCGCAGUAGGCGGACCAAAAUGGGACAAUGCGCGACGUGGACUCGAUGGUCCUGAAGGAGGUCUGCUGCAGCUACGGAAAGCAAUGGAUAUCUAUGCGAACCUGCGCCCGUGCUCAUCUACCUCGCCGAGUUCCUCUAUCGCUAAGGAGUUUAGUCCGUUUCGACAGGAUGUGAUUGAAGGGGUUGAUUUUGUAGUUGUGCGUGAGAAUUGUGGUGGAGCUUAUUUUGGUCGUAAGAUUGAAGAGGAGACAUACGCAAUGGACGAAUGGGGAUACUCUGAAGCCGAGAUCCAGCGUGUAACCCGUCUAUCGGCCGAAGUGGCGCUGCGACACAAUCCCCCCUGGCCAGUGAUUUCUCUCGACAAGGCGAAUGUGCUAGCCUCGUCGCGGCUCUGGCGCCGCGUAGUGGACAAAACUAUGACUGCCGAGUACCCGCAAGUCAAGCUGGUGCACCAGCUUGCCGACUCGGCAUCAUUGAUCCUGGCGACGAACCCGCGAUCUCUGAAUGGUGUUAUUCUGGCAGAUAAUACCUUUGGUGAUAUGAUUUCCGACCAAGCUGGGUCGAUUGUCGGCACCCUUGGUGUGUUGCCGAGUGCUAGUCUUAAUGGUCUUCCUGGCGAUAAGACACUAAAGACGAGACCAUAUGGACUAUAUGAGCCUACACAUGGGUCUGCUCCGACUAUUGCCGGGCAAAACAUCGCCAACCCUGUCGCGAUGAUCCUCUGUGUUGCGCUUAUGUUCCGUUACUCGCUGAGCAUGGAAGCAGAGGCUCAACGUGUGGAAGACGCUGUGCGGAAAGUGUUAGAUUCAGGACUGCGGACGCCUGAUUUGGGUGGCAAGGCUGGGACUAACGAAGUGGGUGAUGCGAUUGUAUCUGCAGUCUCUAAAGACUCGAGCUCGACCCUCAAUAUGCCAACCAAAGAGCGAGAAACGCCUCCACCAACUCCCAACCCAGAAAAACUAGAACGAUCACCGACACCACCAGCCAUCGAGCGAACAGCACCAUUCCUCCAACCAGCAUCACCACCCGUCCGCCCAACAUCAACAGAGCAACCCACCUGGGCCGGAUCCUGCACCCUCCGCCUCGAAAACCUCGAAGCCCAAACCUCCAAAACAAAAAAAGAGCUAAUGCGCUCAAUCGCCCAAGACAUCUGCGCAACAUUCACGUGCAUAGCCAAGCACGCGGAAGCAGGAAACCUAGAAGACCAACACACAGAUGUAAUCGACAACGUGAUCAAGAUGAUCCGCGAUACAGACGUGAAAUCACGACACCGACUGGAGAAACGGGGACGCCGCUUGCGGAAGGAGCGAGAUUGGCUACGGAUGAAACAUCGCAAGAUGGGUCGGGAGAUUGAUGAGUUCUCGUUGUUGUAUCGCAAGAAAGUGCGGGAUUUGAUAGUUGCGUUGCGGGAGCAAAAUCACGAGGUGGAACAGUUACGGGCGGAGAGGGAGUUGUUGCUGGCGAAGAUACAUGAGGAUAGUGCUCUCGCUAGUGAUGCUGUUGAUAAGGAGACUGAUGUUGAUGGAGAGUUUGAGAUUGAUACGGAGAAGGUGUGA
Penicillium arizonense is the source of this 1773-nucleotide messenger RNA. RefSeq names its product 3-isopropylmalate dehydrogenase. Gene Ontology annotation, biological process: L-leucine biosynthetic process. The transcript has 4 exons. Lineage: Eukaryota; Fungi; Ascomycota; Eurotiomycetes; Eurotiales; Aspergillaceae. The record is from RefSeq and is a predicted model, not a curated record. The coding region runs from base 1 to 1773 and encodes 590 amino acids. Gene Ontology annotation, molecular function: 3-isopropylmalate dehydrogenase activity; NAD binding; magnesium ion binding. Gene Ontology annotation, cellular component: cytosol.